Papaver somniferum (opium poppy) is the source of this 1293-nucleotide messenger RNA. RefSeq names its product proliferating cell nuclear antigen. Gene Ontology annotation, molecular function: DNA polymerase processivity factor activity; DNA binding. The transcript is spliced from 4 exons. Gene Ontology annotation, cellular component: PCNA complex. The coding region runs from base 198 to 998 and encodes 266 amino acids. The record is from RefSeq and is a predicted model, not a curated record. Lineage: Eukaryota; Viridiplantae; Streptophyta; Magnoliopsida; Ranunculales; Papaveraceae. Gene Ontology annotation, biological process: regulation of DNA replication; leading strand elongation; translesion synthesis.
CCGCGUUAAGUUCUCCCCCUUUUCUUUAUAACCAAACCCUCUAACCUAUUUCAUUUGUCUAAAAAACUCUUUUACACAGUUUUCUCAGAACUAAAAUCUCCCUCUUUUUUCUUUCGAAACCCUAGAAAUCUCUUUCUGUCCGCAGAAACCCCAAAACCAAACCCUAGUAGUCGUCGUCGAAGAAGAAGACAGUAAAGAUGUUGGAACUAAGGUUGGUGCAAGGGAGUUUGUUGAAGAAAGUAAUGGAAUCAUUGAAAGAUCUAGUUAAUGAUGCAAACUUUGAUUGUUCAGCAACUGGGUUCUCUCUACAAGCUAUGGAUUCAAGUCAUGUAGCUCUUGUUGCUCUGUUACUUAGAUCUGAAGGUUUUGAACAUUAUCGAUGUGACCGUAAUAUCUCUAUGGGUAUGAAGCUCGAAAAUUUGACAAAGAUCUUGAAGUGUGCUGGUAAUGAUGAUAUUAUCACCAUUAAAGGUGAUGAUGGUGGUGAUACUGUUACCUUCAUGUUUGAAAGCCCUAGUCAGGAUAAGAUUGCUGAUUUUGAAAUGAAGUUGAUGGACAUUGAUAGCGAACAUCUUGGUAUUCCGGAUGCCGAGUAUCAAGCUAUAGUCAGGAUGCCGUCCGCUGAGUUUGCAAGGAUUUGCAAGGACUUGAGCACCAUUGGAGAUACUGUUGUAAUCUCUGUGACAAAAGAAGGUGUGAAGUUCUCCACAAAGGGUGAUAUUGGGACUGCAAAUAUCGUCUGCAGGCAGAACACAACUGUUGAUAAGCCAGAAGAAGCUACUGUCAUUGAGAUGCAGGAACCAGUAUCACUAACAUUUGCACUCCGAUAUAUGAACUCUUUCACCAAAGCAACACCAUUGUCCAACACCGUAACUAUCAGCUUGUCUUCGGAGUUGCCUGUUGUCGUUGAAUACAAGAUUGCUGAAAUGGGUUAUAUUAGGUUCUACCUGGCUCCCAAGAUUGAAGAAGAUGAGGAAGAUACAAAGCCCCAAGUUUGAGAGGCAGCGAUACCAUUAUCCCUUGUUCUAGUAAAUGAGUCCUUAAUCGCUCUUCACUUUGUUUGAAGUAGUUUUACUGUUUCUUAAGUAGAUUUUCUUUUUCUUUUUUUUUAUGAAUCCUAGUGGGUAGAAUUUGAGAUUGAUCAUCCUAAAAUGUUAAAAUGUUUUAAGAGUCUCAGGCCUGUUUGGAUAAUUUGUUAAUUAGGUGUGCCUCUUACAUUCAAAGUUUGUGUAGUCUUAAUGCUUGACCAAGUUUAAAAAAUUAAGUCUAGUUUCUUUAUAAUGAUCAUGUUUA